CAAAUUUAGGAAAAUUAUUUUAUAAACUCAAUUAGGAAAUUUUAGUAUAUAGUACUAUAUAUAUUGUAUCCAACAUGUUUAACGAAACAAUGAAAUGGAUACUUGAUUAUUAUGAGUGUCAUAUGCAAUGUAUUAUGUCGAUAAUUGGCAUUGUAUGGAACAUAAGUAACAUUGUGGAUCCGGAAAAUUUUGGUAAGAAACCUACACUGGCAUUGAUAUCCUGCGCAUUCGUUUUUGGAAUGGUAUUAUUGUUAAGCAAUCUUGCAUGCGUAUGGGCUAAGGAAUACCGUGUAUCAACUUGUCCUAAUAUAUUGAGAAUUUUUAUUUAUCCCUCUCAAAUCGUGGGCAUUACUUGUCUGAGCUACCUGUUUCUGUCAAUUUAUUAUGCUUUAUUCCUGGUUGGUGAAGUAGUGGACUCCAUGUCAUGGAUGUAUUUUUGGAAAACGACGAAGACACUCACAGAACAAGAACCAACAUUAGUAGGCUAUAUGCUUAUGGCAAUUGUAUUCUUAGGUGGAAUAUCUCAGAUUAGUUACAUUAGGUCAUUUAUUAAAGUAACUCAUUUGUGGCUACUAAUGAAGUUUAAGAGGCCCGCACCAGUAGAUCUAGUAUAUCGCAGAGGACGAUACUUUGAUCCUGUAGAACUUAACUUACAUGUGCAAUCUUAAGUAUAUGGGCGAGUAAUGAAAGAGGUCGAUCUCCACCUUGACCUAGUGAUAUCUCAACACGUAAAUAAACCUUAGCAAAUAUCUUUAGCUUGGAAAUUU
This is a messenger RNA of Teleopsis dalmanni, 767 nucleotides long. RefSeq lists its product as uncharacterized. The transcript is spliced from 2 exons. The record is from RefSeq and is a predicted model, not a curated record. NCBI's taxonomy places the organism in Eukaryota, Metazoa, Arthropoda, Insecta, Diptera, Diopsidae. Bases 75 to 668 code for a protein of 197 amino acids.